ACACGCCUGAAAUUCAUUUUUCCCUCUUCUCGUCUCCCCAACGGAGGAUGGCGCUGUAACACCAACGUUCUCGCUGAAGAAUUUCUCAAGUUAGGGGAAGUAGAAUCACUUGCACGCUUGAGUUUCGUUUUGUGAUACUGGCAGCAUGAAAUAAACAGUUAAUGUUAAGUUAAUUUACUUACAUUACAGCCAUAAUUUGGAUGAAUAUGGAGAACGGGGCCUGCAGUGGCCAGUCAGCCGUAGAGGCCAUCGGUGUUCAUGACUUCUCGGAGAAGCUCCUGGAGCAGGUCGUGCAUUUCCAUGUGAUGAAACUGACCGGUGGAUUUUUCCUGUGGGUCGGCGCGAGUCCUGUGUUAUCAAACCUGGCGGUUUCAAUGAACAGCAAAUUUGACUCAAUGCCAUUGUCCACAUUGGUACUGGGGGAUUCAUCAGAUACAACCCCAAACUCUUUGGCUCAAAGACUGACAAAGAAGACGAAGAAGCAGGUGUUUGUGAGUUACAACCUGCCUGUGACAGACUCUAAUCUAACACUGUUAGUGGAGAACAGAAUAAGGAAGGAGAUGGAACUCCACCCUGACAAAUUUUAAACACUUUGGACUGUAAACUCCCCAUUUUGUGCUUUUUCAGUAUGUCAUGUUUUGUACAUAAGCAAGCUAAUAAAUGAUAAAGUUCACACU
Messenger RNA from Pygocentrus nattereri (red-bellied piranha), 677 nucleotides. RefSeq names its product proteasome (prosome, macropain) assembly chaperone 4 (gene psmg4). Bases 201 to 587 code for a protein of 128 amino acids. The record is from RefSeq and is a predicted model, not a curated record. The transcript has 3 exons. NCBI's taxonomy places the organism in Eukaryota, Metazoa, Chordata, Actinopteri, Characiformes, Serrasalmidae. Gene Ontology annotation, biological process: proteasome assembly.